Procambarus clarkii (red swamp crayfish) is the source of this 3443-nucleotide messenger RNA. Its product is annotated as perilipin-2. Gene Ontology annotation, cellular component: lipid droplet; cytosol. Gene Ontology annotation, biological process: lipid storage; positive regulation of triglyceride storage. Lineage: Eukaryota; Metazoa; Arthropoda; Malacostraca; Decapoda; Cambaridae. The record is from RefSeq and is a predicted model, not a curated record.
CACCUCUGAAUCCCUCAACCCAGAUAUAUAAACAAGAACAUACAGAAAACAUGUAAAAAUAAACACAUGCAUCAGACACACAAAUACAUUCACAUACAGUAUGUACCUGGAGCAUUUGUACAUACUACAAAUAUACAUAUUGUAUAAGUAGGCAGAUUCACACUCUGUCUUUCCACACACACACACACACACACACACACACACAGUAUUGAUUUUUCCUGUCUUGUCAUCCCCCCGUCUCCCGGGCAGUGUGUGUAGCCUUAAGAGAAGAAGCCCUGCAUCAGUCUCGUCAUCCGCACUUCACAGUAAGCCACGAACGGGUAAGUCUCGAACUCGUUCCUUUUUUUCUUUACUCUUUAUACCUCUUUGGGCUAGACAGUAGAGCUACGGUCUCGCUUCACAUAAGACGGCGUUCAAUCCACGACCGUUCAAGAGGUCAGGCAUCAUACCUUUCUGUCUGUCCCAUCCCAAAUCUUUAUCCUGAUUCAUUCCAAGUGCUAUAUAGUCAUAAUGGCUCUGCACUUUCUACUGAUAAUUACCUUCAUUGUACCUCUUAGGUAUAGGGAAGAUUAGAUUAGGUAAUUCUCUCCAGGUGGCCUAUUUUUUCCUCCAAAUAUGUCAGAUAUGACCUAAAUAACCUGUUUACCGAUUUCAACAGUUUAGCCACUUGCACACGUUCUUAGCUAAUGUGGCUUUUUAGAAGGUUGGCUGCUAUUACAGUGAUUGUAACUUUAACUUGUAUGAUACAUUUCUGCAUCAAUUAGCAUUCAUGAAUCUCUUCAAUUUUUUUUCAAGUCUGCUGUGUACAGUACUGCAUUUUUCCCCACAAAGUAUAAUUUUGCUGCAACAUUAUCUUGCAAUCAUCAUAACAUGCUCAACAUUUCAAUUACCAACGUGAAUCGUGUCCCCAGGUCAGAGAAGAUUGGCCGUGGCUCCUGAGAUUGGGUGCGAGAGACAGGACGACCUUUUUUCCACAAAUGUUUGUGAAUCGGGUCAAGUCCUUGCCAGUGAUGCAUGAUGCUCUUUCCCUGGCUUCCUCCCUCUACCACACCACCAAGGACAAGCAGUAUGUGGGUGUAGCUGUGCAGGUGGCAGCGGUGGCUGUGGGGGCUACAGCCAGCAAAGCUUUAUCUCUGGCCUCACCCCUGGUGGAGCAAGGGGGUAGAUGGGCAGCCCUAGAUGAAUUGGCAUGUAAAGGUCUUGACUGUGUUAAACAGGCAGUGCCAAUCAUCACUAAACCAACUAAAGAAAUUGUGAGUAUUACCCGCAAUGUGGCACUCUCUGCCCUGGCUGGUGUUAACACCUCGGUGCCUCCACCCACCAUCGGAGCCGCCCUUGCCUCUCGUACCACUCGAAUGAUGUGGUGUGUGGCCGAGAGCAAAGGAGGUCGUGUGGCACUGAGCACGGCAGGCAGUCUUCUGGACACAGCUCAUAUAUAUCUAGACACUUAUCUACCUCCUGCCAAAGUUGAUCUUUAUAAUUCAGAUGGCCAAGACGGGCCACUUGGAGUGAAGAUGGUAGCACUGAGCAAUAAGACACGUCGUCGUUUCAAACGGUGUGUCCAUACUCGCCUCAAUGUCAACUGUAACCAAGACCUGGAUGAUGAUGAUGAUAUUAUCAUCACUUCUGGCCACUUGCUGGAGCUUGGACGACGCUCGCUGCUCAACUGGCACCAUCACAUGAGCCAGCUGCACUACACUCUGCUUGUGACAGGAAUUGCAAAUAGACUCAGCACACUGGUGAUGGACAGAGUAAACACAAUGCACACUGCUGUUGUACAUGGCAUGGGCAUAGUCCACACAUUGGCUAAAGUUGGAGUGGGACAAGUGUUGAUGAUGGUUACAAGUGACAGGGCAGAUUUAGUGAUGGUGGGUGGGUUUCACAUGGUGAUUGAUGUUGUGGGGAACACAGUGUGCUUCAUGAAUAAGGCAGUGGCAAGAGGUGUGGAACUGGCUCACAUUAUAGUAAUAAAUGGAAGGUAUCUAUCUCAAAGGGUAAGGAAGGAUCGAUUGGAUGUUGUGUGUGCUGUGACGGUAAUGGGAGAUAAAAUGAUACAGUGCAGGAUGAUGGAAGUGGCAGACAUGGCAGGCACUGUAUUGGCAGGUGGAAUGGGCAUAGCUCAUGAAGUAGUGAUGAAAAGCAAAGGCGUGGCACACAGCUUUACAUCCAGAAGCAGGAAGACAAUAAAACAGAUAGCAAGCUUCAUUCACCCUACCGUCACCAGUUUAGCUCUCUUUGAAUAUGCUCAUCUGAGAGCUGUUAUUGCUCAUUUGAAAACACAGCAGCAAGGAGUGAUCGACCAAGUUGCUCUUGGGUAUGCAUGGGUUAUCCCAGAAGUGAGGGCAUGGCUGGCCUCUCUCAUUCAUCUCCAUUUAUCUUCCAAUCACAAGGUACAUGAAGAGUGAUUUUUCCAGGAUAAAGUUGCAGAUGCACCAGUGCAGGUGGUGGAUGUGUUGCAAUAGGGACCUUGAAAAUGGACAUUUUCUCUCACCUGAUUAACAUUCGUCAAGUACAGAUACUUUGUUGUUCCCUCUACUUUACAUUUGUAUUAGCCUUAUUCUUUAAGCUAUUCAAAGUAAUAGUGUGAGAUGCAUGUAACAAAUGUUUUAAGAUUAUUUAAGUGUUUUAGGGUGCAAUGUGAACACAAGGGUAACGGGAGUAGAAUGUGAAAAGAUCAGUCAAGUACUGUAUAACAAAUAUGAUGAUAAUUUAUAAAAAUUGUUAAGGAAAGUAAGCACAGCCGAGAGACUGGUGGAUGAGUAAAUGGGAAUGAUAAUCAUUAGAAUGGGAAGUCAACAGUUGAAUGUUGAAUGUCCUUGUUGAAUGUCCCGACGUCCAGGACGAGCGUGUCUUGCUUUCAGACUGUACUUGGCAGUCGCAUAUCUCUCGAUAGAAUUCUUGGCGAAUUGGAUACUUAUCGUUCGACUUGCACGUUUCUGUUCUCGUAUUGGCAUCCUUGGUGAUAUUUAGCACCCUCCGAUUAUUCCGCACAUUUGAUGUUGCUACAUAGCCUUCCCGGUUUGGUGCCUUCUUGAUAAUUACUUGUGAAAUCGGCUCCAAUACACAGCAUGCAGAACAUGAACCUUAGUCCUGGCUUUGUUGCAGUCAACUGUUCCCUUUCACAGUACAGGUGCAUACUUGCUCUAACCGUCCUAACUAAUGUGAUCUGACUUUGUAGGAAAGUGACCUUAUAGGGAGCAAAAUUCUUUCAUCACUAGAUUAAUCUUCAUCAGUUUUCUUUAAUUUUACAUUUCUAUUUAUACCCUUUUCCUUCACUGUUCCAGUUUCUCUCUUCUUGCCUUUUUGUUCUUUUCAUCAUAUCUUUAUUAAUUCAUCUGUUAUUCUGUCUUUCUAUUUCAUAACGUGCCAUUUUCAUUUCUUCAUUUUCUGAUGUGCUGUAUCACAGGUCACUAUCUCUCAUGCCCCCCCCCCCUCCAUUUAAA